AUGUAUGCCAUGACGUCGUCUACAGGGGGUAGAGUACGAAUUACAGCAAAGGGCUCUACCAUUUACGACUCGUACCCGCUUAGUCUCCGUACGUUUCUAGCCGAGGACCCGCCAUCUUUUGUACAUUCGGUGUCACAUCCAGUCGAAGACCCACUACAACAGACAAUGACUAUCGAUGAUGACGAUUGUUUUAGUAAUUUGCAGAAUACGUCAUCAUCUGUGACUUCGACAAUUGAUGUGAAUGACGGAGUGGUGCAGAAAUCAACUACUGCCUCUCGCUCAGCGCAACUUUGCAGUACAUUUGGUAAAUUUCACACUGAAAUUUUUGAAACAAAAGAGCGAUCGAAGGUUUUAAGCGCCUUACGUCAUCGUGGCAAUGCGGCAAAAACUGUAUCAAAUAUGAAACAACGAGUUCCCAUUCGUCCGAUUGCGCCAUCAACAUUUACAGCUGAUGACGUGCUUCGCGCUGGGACAUUAAUUAAACAAGGAAGUUGGCGUCGUAAUUGGAAAACGAGGUUUUUUAUCUUACGCAGUGAUUGUCCGAGUUUAUGCUAUUUCACAUCCGAGGAGAAAUUAGAAUUAUUAGGUGAAAUUCCGAUUACAGAAGAUACAAUUAUAUUGGAUCGUAGUGGUGGAGGUCAUGCUCCAUAUCGAUUUCAGAUUCGAUCGGAUGCACAUACACUCUUACUUGAAGCAGAAAGUCGAGAUAAUCAAAAACGAUGGAUUGAAUCAUGUCAAGAACUUGCUGAUGCGAUUCGAGCCUCGAAAUUCUCCGUUAAUACGAGUUUUUCCAAUACAUUUGAUAGUCGACAGUCAUCAAUUGGGAGAGGAACAACAACUACAACGACCACGACAGGUGCUGCUACAAUUCGCGCUACUUCCGAUGUGGAUGAAAAACGUCAAUUAUCGCAUGUUCAAGAUGAUGAUAAUAUUGAUUCUAGUCCAGGAGGAGAUGAAAUAGAGGGACGUAUGAGAACCAACAGCACGAUUAGAGUAGUGAGACAGGAACGAGGGAUAGAUCGAUUGUAUGAUUUGUCCAUUUCAGUGCUUAUAGGCCGAUGUAGCAGAUUGGCUCGCUCAGUGGAACAUUUAGACAAGGAGAAAGAUCGGACAAGCUGUUUUGUAGCCGUAAGUGGCUACAUUUGCAGUACUAAAACGAUUGUAGAACUUGGAGCAACCGACGCAGUCAAGUUGACGACAUUAGUCGCUGCAUGUGGAGCGGCUUCAGGUUCAACAGGAGAACAAACGCCUGUGCCCUUCUCUAUCGUUAUGACUGCAGAGCUGGAACGCUACGACCAAUUGCGAUUAACGUUGUGCAAGUCGCAAUUGACACAAGGUCCAGGGACUAGCCAAGGAACGUAUGGAGCGGGUUGCUGUCGACUUGAUGAUCAGUUACUAGGUUCAACUCCAUGUGCUAUCCAAGUCACAGAACGUAGCACGUUGUCUAGAGACUUGCUUGGAGCAAAUAAUGCAGUGCCACAGCAUAAAAAAACGAGCCUUGGAGAGUCUGGUAUAUCAGAGUUGGUGAAUAGUGAGUCGCAGCUGAGUCUUGCGGCAGACAGUGAUAGUGUGCAUUUAUUGGUGCAGGCAUUUCGCUCCGUCCCGCCGCAAAAUGUGCUUUCCACGACGGGCGUAGACAUGGCUAAUGCCAAGUAUUUGAUUCCGUCAACCUUAGCUCCUGGUCGGGAGACUGCUGGCAAGAUGGCGGCGGGGACGCGUCUCGACUUAUCUGGUGGUACUCGCGGCAGCGACAUGCGCACAUUCAUUGAGAACGACACUUUUCUUUCCGGUGAUGGGUUGUGUGCAAUGAAUGAAGCUCCUACGGGUAAUCUUCGGUUUGUAGCAGUGGACGAGAUUUUGCGUGUACCGCGCAGUACAUUUGCUUUGCCUGUGGCGUAUUUGGACUUUCUUGAGGAGCAAGCGUUAGAGCGCUCACGGUGGAUACAGAAGCGGUUGCAUAGUAUGGCUGCUCGUCCGCGUGACGUUGAGCGACUAAACGUGGAGCUUGACUUUUUGCGAAAGAAGCAGGAGGAGUAUCUUAAACAGCGCCAGUUCCUCAUUCAGCAGGAAAAGCGAUUAUUGGACGAGCAAAAAGAUGGUAAAUUCUUUUUGGCGGCUAAGCGCGCUGGCAUAAUCGUAGCAAACGAAAGAGAAUCUGCAGCAGCGGCCAACUCGUCUAUGGCAAAUGCAGCAUCGACGGGAGGUGGAGACAUUGAGCCGGCGGCACCAUUUAAGCGGAGCACGUACAAAAAUUUGAAUCUUUGGCAGUUUUUGCCUACCAACAUGCAGGACCAAUUUCUCUGCACGUAUAAACCACCUGCUACCACCAAACCAAGUCGCAAUGGUGCACGUCUUACGUCACGGCCAUUUGUAUGGCAUACGAUGACAAUGGGCUGUCCGGCUGCUCAUACCAAGGGUUUCGCUAAUGGCGGCUAUCCUGCUUCGAUUCCCAUCAUAACCGUUAAUUCACCUGGUACAGCUGAUGAUGAAGCCCUAGACAGUAGCUAUAAGGGCGAUAUUCAGAGCCCGACAUCUCCCAUAUCGUCAUCCAGAGGAGGAAACAGCAGCAGUGUGCUCGCCGCCCAAGCGUCAUCAAGUGAUGAUUCUUUGGCUGCGUUAAAGCUACGUCUUGAGCUACAGGACCGUCUGACGGUAAUUGGCAGCCAAAUUCUAUCUGCUACAGCAGCUUGCAUACUUGCCUCACUGGAUCUGGCGCUGAGCGGAAGCGCUCAGCAUCAAGCACAAAUCGACCGCGCCCCGACGUUUGGUUUUCUUAUGAACUUUGAGUCGCUGUUGAGCACACAAGGCAAAGAAUAUGGUAUGCUCGAAGACUUUGCUGCUGGAGCACGAUGGUUACGCAACGUAUAUAUUCAAUUUCGCCGGCACGUGGUUACAGGUACUUUCUUUUCCCUCAGAAAGUAUACCCCGCCGGGGUCUAACGCAAACGAUAACAACUGCUUGCUGCUGACCAUUGGUAUUGAUGACAACCAUAUGUCUUUGCUGCCACAGUGCCUUGUCUCGGGCGAUGAGGUUGUUCAUGUGCGUUGUGUGCUGUUCUCUCAGGGAGUUAAUGAGAAGCAAAGUCUUGUACAUGCUUACAAGUCUAGUGCCGUCAAGCUGCAAGAGUGCAUUAACCGGGACAACCUGCUGGAACUCAAGCGCAUUUAUUCGCUCUAUCGACAAUUGCGCACCGACGAAACGGCGAAUCGUGUACGCAAAAGUCGUCGAGUCCGAGCUCACAGUGGAAUGAUAUCUGCUGCCACCGAUGACGCCGAUGAAGCUGCGAUGGCUAUCGAUAGACACGAUCUUCAAGCUUUGGACGAUAUGCUGGUUCAAGUCGAACAUCACAUUUGUUCACCUGCAAGUCAGUACAAGAAAAACGUGGCGCUGUUGAUGGAUUCUUCAGACUUUUGUAGAGCUCUGGGCGGUGCGCGUGUUACAUGCUGCAAGAGUGGCAAGGACCGGACGGCAAUGUCGGUGACAUUAGAGCAGGCGAGAUUACUGUGCGCCGAGCUUCAGGCCUCGCAAGGUGCUGCACUUUGUGCUAACAUGCGGCUUUAUGGAGUGCGUCGUCGCAACGUCUUAAUGAAUACGAAGGCAGACAAGUUCGCGUUUAAUGAAAUGCAACGGAAAAUGCUGCCCGACUGCUACAAACCGCCGGUGGGCACAUACAAGUCUGGCAAGACAUAA
Molecule: messenger RNA, 3690 nt
Organism: Peronospora belbahrii
Lineage: Eukaryota; Oomycota; Peronosporomycetes; Peronosporales; Peronosporaceae
Source: the annotation of a GenBank genome assembly